This is a messenger RNA of Fonsecaea multimorphosa CBS 102226, 2556 nucleotides long. RefSeq lists its product as uncharacterized. The transcript has a single exon. Gene Ontology annotation, biological process: DNA repair; negative regulation of transcription by RNA polymerase II; chromatin remodeling. Lineage: Eukaryota; Fungi; Ascomycota; Eurotiomycetes; Chaetothyriales; Herpotrichiellaceae. Gene Ontology annotation, cellular component: NuA4 histone acetyltransferase complex; Swr1 complex. The coding region runs from base 1 to 2556 and encodes 851 amino acids. Gene Ontology annotation, molecular function: transcription corepressor activity. The record is from RefSeq and is a predicted model, not a curated record.
AUGGCCUCCACGAGCGACAUUCGCGAUAUUAUGAACUUGGGCCAGGCAAGGCCCCGCCAGCCUGCGCCCAAGAAGAAAAAACACAUCGAACCUCAACCGCGCGUCACUGGUGUGAAGCGAGAAGUACAAGCUCUCAUGGGCGACUCGGUCCCUCCUAUUGCCAUCGUCGAACAGCGCUCCUACAAAUCAAGACCGUCCAUCUCGCAGAAAUUGUUCAAGCCGCGUCACUGGGAGGAGAGACCGUUUGUGCAUGGCGGAAGAACCGAUGGGUUGGUGUUGAGACACUGGAAACGGUCGAUUCCUGGCUCCAACGCCCGCGCCGCAGCGGCGGCGGCGGUCGCGAAUGGCUCGGCAGAUGUUGAAAUGACGGAUGAAUCAAAGGCACCAACCCCAGCGAUCCAGGAACUACGAUUUGAGGAAGAGUACCCGUCGCACAAAUGGAAUGUCAAGGUCCAGGUACCAGCUUAUACGGAUGAGCAGUAUGAGAACUUGUUAAGGUCGGAGGACUGGACGCGGCAGGAGACCGAUUAUCUCAUGGGACUAUGCCGUGACUAUGACUUGAGAUGGAUCAUCAUCGCCGACAGGUACAGCCCACAAGACAUUCAAGCUCCCCAGCCGGCUGCUCAAAACGGUGAGGCAAAUGGCAGCGAUCUUGUUGCGAAGCCUCAUUACCCUCAUCGCUCGAUGGAAGCUCUCAAACAACGAUACUAUGCCAUUGCCGCAAAGCUGAUGGAAGCGCAAACACCCGCGAGCACAAUGACCCAGGCUGAAUUCCAACUCUGGGAGAAGAUGCGUAAUUUUGAUGCCAAGACUGAGACAAUGAGAAAAGCCAUGGCGGAGAAACUAUUCGAGCGCACCAAAGACGAAGCUGAUGAGGAAAGAAUCCUCCUUGAAGAACUUCACCGCAUCACCAAGAACGAGGACGACUUCAUCAAAAUGAGACGGGAUCUUUAUGCGAGGCUUGAACCUGUGGCGCCUAUCAGAAGAACUGAAAGGGGCGAGGAGCAGUCUACUGCCAUGUACCAAACUUCCGGGGGACUUUCUAUGCUACUGCAGAGCCUUCUCGCCAAAGAGAAGAGGCUUAAGCGACCUCCUGUACCUGGCGGCAUCGAAAACGGCAGCGCUUCCACUCCCACCGAAUCGCAGAGAUACGAUAAGGGCAGACACCCAGCCCAGUAUAAUCGACGAGAUACUACAGACACUCAGGCUACCGAAGAUGUAUCUGGCGCGCAAAAGAAAGGCUCAAUGUCUCAACCCACCGUUAGAGCCUUGUCAUCUCAAGAGGAAGCACGGUUUGGUGUUUCGCAUCCACAAGAAAGAAUUACGAGUGGCGUGCAGUUCCGCCAUGAGAAGAUCAACCGCCUCACUAUGGCCAAGAGCCAAACUCAGACCACCAAGAUUCAGGCCGCGUUGACCGAACUAGGCAUCCCGCCUCGUUUGCUCAUGCCCACUGAACGGGUAUGUCGAGAGUUCGAGCGAUUGGUUACCGAGAUCAACGUGCUGCUUGAUUGUAGGAAGGUCAAUGAAAAGAUUGCGACUGAGAUCAAGAUUUUGGAGGAGGCCAGGCGAAUCAGGUUGGGAUUGCCAAAAGAGGGAGAGCAGCCUACUGCGUCUUCCGACCCAACACAGCCUUCCUAUCCUACGACUGCAGAUGCAAUGGAGGUUGAUGAUUCUGGAGUGGCAGAUGAUUCUAAGAGUGGAGACAUUAAGAAUAACUCAAUGGCUGUGGCUGAGGAGGAUCAGGAUGCUGAAGCCGAGGAUGAUGUCCCUCCGCAGAAGGUUGAUAUGAAGAGCUCAGAGGGUCAAGAUGGGAAGAAUGAGAGCUCUAUGCGAGUAAAUCAGCAGGUGGAUGACGCCGAUGCCGAUGCAGACGCUGACACGGAUCGGGACGCAGCCCAGAAGGGUGCUUCCAAACCGGUUGAGGAUCAAGAAGAAGAGAGCGAAGGCGCUAAAACAGGUGAAGAGGACGAAGAUGAAGAUGACGAGGAGCAAGAGGACGAAGGAGUCACGGGCGUCGAUGAGGAGGAGGAGGAGGAUGAAGAUGAUGACGAUGCUGAAGAAGGUGCAGACGAAGCUCAAGCUGACCUAGAUGAAGAGGAUGAAGAGGACGAGGAUGCCGAUGCCGAGGUUGCGGCAACCCCGCAGAAUGAGAGCGACGCGGAAGAGGAUAAUGGGGAUGAAGACGAAGAGGAUGAAGAUGAGGACGAUGAGGAGGAGCCAGAAGUCGAGGCCGAGGCCGAAUCUGACGAGGAAGAAAGUGCCCAGGAGGAUGACGACGCGGGCUCAGACGACGAAGAGGAAGCCGAGAUAAAGAACCAAGACGAGGAUGAAGACAAUGAAGAAGAUGGUGCCCCCGUCGCUGCCGCAGCCGCAGCAGCAGAGGCUGAUGAUGACUCGGAUGAUGAUGCUGAGGAGGAGCCAGACGAGGAACCACCAGCAGCAGCAGCUCCCAGCGCUCUACCACCGCGCGCGCAUAAGCGCUCCGCGAGCGUCAUAUCCGCGGCCAGUCGUGCGGGAAGUAAUCGGAGUGGUAUUGGGAGGAAGAAGAGACGGUGA